GGAAAAGAGUGGAGAAAACGAAGAUUGCACCUUUGGUUCUCACGGAUCUCGCCUCGUAAUAACCUCCGUUUCAUACUGAUAAGAGGCUGACUGGUCAGUGUGGAUCAUCACGAUGCCUCGAUUGCUAUGCAGCAGGCUCCACGACCGCAUGUACCUGCCCGAUCCCACUACGCGAUCUUUGCAGAGGUUACAUGUAGCCCUGUCGAUCAUGGGAUAACACGUUGUGAUAUUCCCACUAGUCUCUUGCAUCGCAAGCUAUCUUUCCCUGCAGGACAAUGGUCCCACAGCCCACCCCACCGUACAUACAGUAUUUAAUGAGCAUCUCGUGGCCCCGGAAUCGACAAUGUCAUUACAAUUUACUCUUUCGUUAAAACCCCCGCGAUGCAUCUGCGCUGUGUCUCAUUGUUGACGGCCGUCGCUAGCUUGGCUUUACAGCCUGCUGCUGCUGUACCCCACUCUCCUAGGGGCCAGGAUGCUGGUACAUGCAAGAAGACCACAGUUGCAAUCUUAGGAGGUGGAAUUGCUGGGAUUGCUGCAGCACAAGCAUUGGCUAAUGCCUCGGUGCAUGACUUUGCUAUUCUCGAGUACCGCGAUACCAUUGGUGGCCGUGCCUGGCAUAAACCAUUCGGCAAGGACAAAGAUGGGAAGCCUUAUAUUAUUGAGAUGGGUGCCAAUUGGGUCCAAGGCCUUGGGAACCCCGGUGGUCCUCAGAAUCCUAUAUGGAGCUUGGCCCAAAAAUACCAGCUGAAGACCCAGUACUCUGACUAUGACAAUAUCUCGACUUACAACGAGCAUGGCUACAAGGACUACAGCCACCUCUUGAGCCAGUACGAUGACGCAUAUGAUAUUGCCAAUGCAAAGGCUGGAGAGAUUCUUCUCAACAACCUGCAAGACCUGAGUGCCCAAUCUGGUCUUGCCCUGGCUGGAUGGAACCCCAAGAAGCACGACAUGGAGGCCCAGGCUGUCGAUUGGUGGAAAUGGGAUUUCGAAGAUAACUUUACGCCCUUGGAAAGCUCUCUCGUUUAUGGUUGUGCUGGCGACAACCUAACCGUGAACGGAUUCAGUGACCAUGAUAAUUUUGUCCUUGAUCAACGAGGCUUCAACACAAUCAUUAAAGGCAUGGCUUCCGAGUUCAUGGCAGAAAAUGACCCACGCCUACACCUCAACACAGAGGUUACUGAGAUUCAGUACAGCAAAGACGGCGUGACCAUUCACAACAAGGAUGGAAGCUGUGUGAGCGCUGCAUAUGCCAUCUGUACUUUCUCUCUUGGCGUCCUGCAAAACGACGCGGUUAAAUUUAUCCCCUCUCUGCCCGAAUGGAAACAAAACGCGAUCCAGAAGUUUACUAUGGGAACCUACACCAAGAUCUUCAUGCAAUUCAACGAAACUUUUUGGCCCAAGAACACCCAAUACUUCCUUUACGCCGAUCCCGCUAUGCGAGGCUGGUAUCCCGUUUUCCAAUCCCUCUCAAUGCCCGAGUUCUUCCCAGACAGCAACAUCCUCUUCGUGACCGUCACAAACGAGCUCGCUUGGCGCGCCGAGCGACAAUCAGACGAAAAGACAAAACAAGAAAUUAUGGCCGUUCUCCGGAAAAUGUUCCCAGACCGGGAAAUCCCCGAGCCAACUGCUUUCCUCUAUCCACGCUGGAGCACCGAGCCUUGGUCAUACGGCAGCUACUCAAACUGGCCACCAUCAACAACCCUAGAGAUGCAUGAGAACUUGCGUGCUAAUACAGACCGGCUCUGGUUCGCUGGUGAAGCGACGAGUCCUACGUACUUUGGUUUCCUUCACGGGGCGUGGUUCGAGGGCCGGGAUGCUGGGCAGAAUAUUGCGGCGAUUAUGCAGAACCGUUGCGUCAAUGCUGAGUCGGCCAAGCUCCGCGAGUGUGGUCCCCGGAAACACUGGGAGACUCUGCAUGGAACAACGCCAUUGGCUGAUUAUAGUGCGCUGACCGGGUGGAUGGUAGAUAGCUUCCUCAACACAAACAGCGAGUAGACAGGCAAGGGCCCAGUAUAGAAGUGAGAUACCAGUGAUAGCUUGAGACAACAAUGACAUUGGACUUAUACGAAUG
Messenger RNA from Penicillium brasilianum, 2071 nucleotides. The record is from the annotation of a GenBank genome assembly. NCBI's taxonomy places the organism in Eukaryota, Fungi, Ascomycota, Eurotiomycetes, Eurotiales, Aspergillaceae.